Ziziphus jujuba (common jujube) is the source of this 1209-nucleotide messenger RNA. Its product is annotated as MDIS1-interacting receptor like kinase 2-like. NCBI's taxonomy places the organism in Eukaryota, Viridiplantae, Streptophyta, Magnoliopsida, Rosales, Rhamnaceae. Gene Ontology annotation, cellular component: plasma membrane. Gene Ontology annotation, molecular function: protein binding. Gene Ontology annotation, biological process: hormone-mediated signaling pathway. Bases 1 to 1209 code for a protein of 402 amino acids. The transcript is spliced from 3 exons. The record is from RefSeq and is a predicted model, not a curated record.
AUGGCAAGCUCCAUUUCCAUUGUGAGUGCUGUUGCAGUAGUAGCCUGGGCUACCACUUAUUUCAGCUGUGGGGUUAACAUGGAAAACAGUAGCCUUGCCUUAGCUGCUUCUAUACCAAUAUCUGAAACACCUCGCGAUCCUGCAGCACUGGAACGAGAAGCAAAGGCUCGGCAACGAACCGGGUGGUGGAGCAACUACGUCAACACUAGCACUUCUCCUUGCAACUUGACUGUCUAUCUGGACGUUUCUGGAGCUGGACUUGUGGGAAGCAUCCCGGCAGAGAUAGGUAAAUCUUCAAAGCUCAUCUACGUUGACCUCUUCUCAAAUUGCCUUACAGGUCAGUUGCCUCUUUCCCUUGGAAACCUCUCCCAACUGCAGAUGCUUAACAUUUAUGAUAAUCAAAUCAACGGUUCCAUUCCUCCAGAAUUAGACAAUUUGAAGAAUCUUUUUGUGUUAAACUUGGGCAUCAACAACUUUUGUGGUCCAAUCCCUUCAGAACUUGGUCUUUUGAUUAACCUCACUCGACUGUUUAUUGAUGGAAACAAAAUCAAAGUUACUUUGGACUUGAGUCAUAACUCAAUUGGUGGAAAUAUACCUCCUCAACUCGGCAAGUUAUCACAAGCACAGACAUUGAACUUUGCCUACAACAAUCUCACUGGCCAUAUCCCCUCUUUUAUAACUUCGGUGUGUUAUGCAAUCAACUUGUCGUACAAUUGUUUAGAGGGUCCAAUUCCACAAGAAGUUGCUGAAAAUAGUCUAGUUGGGGCAUAUAUGGGCAAUAAGGAAUUAUGUGGUCAAGUUACAAGUUUCCCUACCUGCUUGACAAAACAUCACGGUGUCUUCUACAAUAUCAAAAUCAGAAUCAUUGUUUCCAUCUCACUUAUCCUUGCCUUGACAUUUAUUGUGCUUCUGGCAUUCUACUUUUAUAGGCGUUCCCCUAAAAAUAACGAGGGCAAACCUACUGACAUAGCAACAAAGAAUGGAGAUAUAUUUUGCAUUUGGAAUUUUUAUGGGAAAAUUGCAUUCCAGGACAUCAUUCAAGUAACGGGGGACUUUGACAUUAGGUACUGCAUUGGGACCAGUGGCUAUGGAAGUGUCUACAAGGCACAACUAUCAAAUGGCAAAGUAGUCGCCCUAAAAAAGCUUCACAGUUUGGAAGCUGAAGAACCGGUCUUCAGAAAGAGUUUCAUGAACGAGGUGAAACGUUGA